GGGCUAGCAAAGCAGAAGAAAUAUAUGGAGCAGCAGUAGGGAGCCUGUAGCCCUCCAGAGAUUGCUGGGUUGACUACAGCUUCCAUCAUUCCUGACAACUGGCCAUAUUGGCUGCAGCUUAUGGGAGUUGAAGUCCAACAACAUCUGAGUGGCCCUUCUCCUUAGAUCUGGCCAAAUUGGUAAUCCUCUCAAUUAUGCCCACAAGUGGCAAAACUGUAUUGUAAAUAUCUGCCACACUUAAGCAUAACUGAACUUGCUGAAUUGCUUUUCAGUGUGAGGAGAGAAAUGGGCCAAUCAGGAUUAUGCUGGGACGGAACAUCCACUUGAAACGCAGCGGCAGUUGGGAAUUCUGAGAGGUGAGAUAGGAAGGGAAUGUUUUCUAACUCAUUUGUUUCGCAAACAUUGCCGCUUUAUAUGACAAUUUCAUCAAUCCUGCUUGACCUCAAUUGUUUAAUAUUUAAAUUCACUGCACAUUGUUCAUGCUGUUGUCUGUUGUUUCUGUUUCCUUUUUCUAUAGAAGGCUGGAAUGAGCACAUACUUUCCAGAAUAAAUCUUCAAUCAUGUCUGGGGGGGAAGAAGAGCAGCCCCCCAAUAUAAGUCCAGAGGGAGCAAAUGAAGAGGAGCAGCCCCCCAACACAAAUCAAGAGGGAGAAAAUGAGGGGGAGCAGCCCCCCAAUAUAAGUCCAGAGGGAGAAAAUGAGGGGGAGCAGCCCCCCAAUAUAAGUCCAGAGGGAGAAAAUGAGGGGGACCAGCCCCCCAAUAUAAGUCCAGAGGCAGAAAAUGUGGAGCAGUCGGCCAAUUUAAGUCCAGAGGGAGAAAAUGUGGAGCAGUCGGUCAAUAUAAGUCCAGAGGGAGUAUUUGAAAUCUCUCCAGUGAUUUCUGAAAAUGCCAUAAUGGAAUUGUUAGAAAAUCUUGAUGCAACUGAAGAUUUACCAAGUCCAGUUGAUGGAAAUCAGAGUGAAUCUAGUCCUGAUGACACUACACUUAAAAAACCAUCCCCAGAAGCAGAUUUGAAACCAGAUGCAUUACAAUCAGGUAUAAUUUCGUCCACAAGCAUUUCCGUUGACGAAAAGCCAUGUGUAUCCAAGGAGAGUCUCAUUGAACAAAUCAUGGAAAGCUCUUUAGAGAUUUCUGAGAAGGUUAUUUCACGUUCCACAGAGAAACUGCAAAUGCUUAAAAAGCUAGAGGGAAUUUUGACGCCUGACACAAUUAAUGCUGAACUUCUUGCUUAUCUGUAUGCUGAAGGAUUAAGUGAAAUCCCUUCAUCUUUUUUUGAAGGGCGAGCUAGGAGAAGUUUAUUACAAUCUUUUGAGAAUGCUACGAUACCUGAAAUGGGAUUAGCAGAGAGGCUGUCUGAAAUGAUUGAUGACGGCACCGUUCAGCUAAAUGCUAAAGGGCUGCUUGAAAUUCCUUCAGGGCUUUUUGACAUUCAAAUGUUAAAGUAUUUGCAUUUAAACAAUAAUGAAAUCAAAACCAUACCAAGAGACAUAAGAUUGUUUACAAACCUGGAAAUAUUAUCCAUAGAAAGAAAUCAGUUAACAUCUUUACCUACUGAAAUUUCCCUACUUCAAAGUCUUAGAACUUUAAAUCUCAGUCAUAACCAAAUAUCAUACCUCCCUGAUGGAAUUUCGAAACUUUCAAGACUUAAGUGUCUUUUAUUAAGAUAUAACAACAUUGAAACGUUUCCUGCUGCUUUGGAAAAACUUGAAAAAUUAGAAAUUUUGGAUCUUAGUGGAAAUAAAGUAACUCUGCCAGACACCAUGACUACCAUGAAAAGUUUGCAUAUGCUGUACUUAAAUUCCAAUAAAAUGUCUAUAUUCCCAAAGGCUCUCUGUUACCUUCCAAAUCUAUAUAAACUCAGUAUGUCAGAUAAUCAAAUCCAGAGUUUACCAAAAGAAAUUAAAGAACUCAAAAAUUUGAAAGAACUUUCGCUAAAUAACAACAAGCUUAUAUUUUUGCCGGUACAGCUCUUUCAACUGAUAAAUAUAGAAAAACUGAGACUGGAUGAUAACCAGUUGGAAAGUCUAUCUAAUAAAGUGGAGAAUUUACAAAAGCUUCGGGAACUCAGUCUUGCAAAAAAUUUCUUCCAAAAUAUUACAGAAAAUAUUUGCAGGUGUACUAAACUGGAAUAUCUGAACCUAAGCGAUAAUCAGCUGAAAAUCUUUCCUCCCAAUCUGUACAAAUUAAAAUGUCUGAGAGAACUCUACAUAAGCAGAAAUAAACUGAUCUUCUUAGACGAACAAAUAGCAUAUUUUAAAGACCUUUCAGUUUUAGAGAUAUCAGGAAAUGCUUUAAUGUACAUCCCUGUUGAAAUAAAAGGCUGUACAGAACUUACUAGAAUUGAUUUGAGUUGCAACAAGCUGUCCUUGUUUCCAGUUGGACUGUGUGCACUAACUGCUCUUAAACACCUAAAUAUCAGCCAAAAUUAUAUUUCUGAAAUAACAACUGAAAUUUCAUUAAUUAAAAACCUGCAGUAUUUAAAUUUUAGUAAGAACAAACUGCCCUCAUUUUACAUAUACUUGUGCACUCUUACCAAAUUAAGCUACUUAGACCUAAGUAACAAUCAAAUAAGUAGUGUUCCAAUAAAUGUUCAAAAAAUGAGGUCUCUUCGGGUUCUGCUGUUACACCAUAACAGAUUCGUUUUGUUUCCCAGGGAGUUGUGUGUGCUAAAUUGGCUUAAGGUACUUGAUCUUUCAGAAAAUAAGAUACAGGUCAUUCCUUCCGAUAUUAGUCAAAUGCAAGAACUAAAAGACUUAAAUCUGUCAAACAACCAGUUUGCAUCAUUUCCAAAUGAAAUAUGUCAGCUUUCAUCACUACAGAAAUUAAUAUUGUGCCAAAAAAGUGGAUUGAAGGUAAGAUGGCAUUUAAAAUAUAAGUUUGUGUUAUAUAUAACUUUGUACUGUAUACCAGUCCUUUGUAACAAAGUUUACACUCAUCAUGUGUUUUUCAGACUCAUCACAGCCUGCAUUCAAGCUGUGCACACUCAACCUACAUUUGUCUUUGAGUAAACCCAGGUUUCAGAUGUGUUGGUAUUGCUUACAUACUUGUAAAAAAAUAAAAAUCCUUGACUGGAGGCAACAAAGCUAAAGCGACAGAAUGAAUCCAUGAGAAGUAAUGCCUCUUUCAAGUCAUUUUCAGGUCUCAUAAAAGCUAUCGCCUGUUGUUACCCUAUGCAAAAGUAAUUCCGGAAAACGUUUUUUUGGGGACAUGGUUCCAUGUUGGACCAAGGCAGAGCAACAAAGUCCUGAGGAGCUAAGGAAACUGGGGGCCAAGGAAAUUAAAUCUGUAGCAGGGAUUAGCACCAGGGCUACUUCCCUUAUUAUUCAAACCAUAUUCCUGAAACCUUUAGUUUAUGUUGCUGGUCUGGGUGGCUAUUAUACAGUUCCAUCCUUUGACCAGAACUUAGUUUGCAUAUCUACCUCAGUGGUUAGAAUGAGCAAGUUCAGUUUCACCAAGUUCACUGAAUUAGUUUAAAAUCGCUGAACUACCCCUGAAAAUAGUUCCUGUAAUUGCUUACUUUCAACAAGUUCCAGCUCAUCUUCAGGUACAUUAUAUUACAUGUGUAUUUUCCUCUUUAGACUUUGCAGGGCUUUAAGAUUAAAGACCAUAAUUGUUGGGGAAAUAAAUUAAACAAUUCACAUUCCACUGUGUGUACAUUGUGGUAUUUUCUUAGUCUUCUCAAGUAUAUUUUAUACUUCAGCAGAGCAGAUCGUAACAUUCUGAAUGCUGGGUUUUUUAAAAUGGUGAUCGUUUUGAUGAACUUGAAUCAAACUGUGAAUUGAACGCGAACUGAACUAAUUCAUUUUGUAAAGGGACAAAUGAGAACUGGAAUUACUUCCUCUUUGGACAUGUUGAACUUGAACUAGUACUAGUUUCUUUUUUUAAAUGAACUUUACCAGCACUGAUCUACCUGACACACUAGACAUGCAGUGCCCACUGUGGGCUUGAGUUAUAGGAACAUAGGAAGCUGCAUUAUAACAACUCAGACUCUUGUUCCAUCCAGCUCAGUAACAUCCACACUAAUAGACAGCAUCUCUCCAGGAUUUUAGGCAGCCCCUCCCAGCCCUACCUGGAAAUGCUACAUUGCAUAUUCUUGUGUUUUUAUAUUGUAAACUGCUCUCUGAUCCUUGCAUGAAGGGCGGUAUAGAAAUUUAAUAAAAUUAAAAAUAAGUGCUAGGAGUGACCUUGGGACCUUUUUGCAUACAAAGAUGUGUUCUGCCACUGAGCUAUGGCCCUUCCCCAAUAAUAUAAACAGCCUCUCUGUAUAAAUGUGUGUUGCUUAACUCUUUUGUACUUUUUAUCCCCAGUUAAAAUCACUUUCAGAAGAACUAUCAAAGCUGACCAGCCUAAAAGUGCUUGAUGUAUCUCAUAACGAAUUACAAGAAAUUCCAGAAGGCUUAGGGGAAAUAAAAAGUUUGGUUACUUUAAUAGCGAAUAACAACUGCUUAAAAAAGCUUCCACUGAAUUUUUCAACACUCCAUAACUUACAAUGCCUGAAUCUCAAAGGUAAGGAUUUAAAUGUUUAAUGUCAUAAGAAAAUUCAGGCAUAAAAUGCUAUAGUCCCAGUUCCAAUGUCAGCAGUACCUGCGCAAAAAUAAGUUUCCACUCCCAGAUCAGGUAUAGUGAGUACACAAACGGCUUCCUCAACUGGAACACAUGGCAUCCAGCUGCAUGUGUUAUUCCAUUCUCUAUGUAUCAACCUACAUGCAGGAGUUGCAGGAGUACAACUGAAGGACUCUAGCAUUCUGCUCCUGUUAUGGUCUUCCAGGCCAGAGCAGAUGAGAACAAAAAUGAGAAGGAAAGUUAUAAAAUUAUGACUUUCUGGAAGAGAAAACAUGCACCUUGAAAACAUGUUAUUUUUUUGUGGUAGCUGUGCCUGAAGAUUGUGUACAUCCAAGAUGUUGUCCUCCAGGUGCUUCCUAAAGAGACAACCCUUUUACAUAAGUUGCUAAUGGUACUAUCUAUAAAGUGGGACAGUUGCCUGUUUGUGUCCAGAAAUGCUCCAGAUUAACAUAAUGCAAACAUUAUCCAUUUAUUUUGCCAGAAAAUAAAAUGCUACAUUUGCCUAGCGAUCUGCACCUUCUUCUGGAACUGAAGGAUAUAAAUUUUGAUGAAAAUACUCUGAUUAGACCUCCGCUGGAAGUCUGUAAAGCCAAGCAACUGCUCCCCAUAACACGCUACUUAGAAAGUGCUGAUGAAAGAGAUGGUAAGUUUAAAAUAAGUUUCUCACAGCAUCACUAGGGAUCUUAGAUCAGGGAUGGGGAACCUGUGGCCCUCCAGAUGUUGCUGAACUGCAGCUCCCACCAGCCUCAACCAGCAUGGCCCACCUUAAGGUAUUCUGAUACCCUGAGCAAAAUAUAGAAAGACAUGUCUGUCCAGGCCUCCUGAGAUCCUGGAAUUCUUAGACUUCACUGUCCAUCCUUGUUCUGUGGCAUGUCUAUUCUAACAGGGUCCAGAUCACCUUCCAUUCUAUUCUCAGAAAUGCACAAAACAGCCAGCUUCACUCUGCAGCUCUCAGUAAGUCCCUUCCCAAGGUGGUCCAUCAGCUCAUCUUGUCCACUGCCUAUCCAGGUCACGUAAGUGAAAUAUAGCUUGUUGCCUGCCCUUUCCUUGCUUCUCCAUACCAUGAGGUCUCUAUCUUUUCUUCACUCCCUCAUAUUCCAGAGCAGCAGAAGCAGGCGGUGGGUGCAUGCAGGGAAGUUAAAUGUCAAACAUUAACAAAAAAGAUGGCCUCAUCCAAUUUCCCUACGCAUCCACCUAAAGUUUUGUCUGUUACAGUUAAUAAACCAGGGGUAGGUGUCUGUGGCCCUCCAGCUGUUUUGGAGUACGACUCCCAUUAACCUUGAUCAUGCUGGUGGGAGUGCAGGGCUAAUAGUUGGAAUCCAGCAACCUCUAGAAUGUUACAGGUUUCCCACCUAUACAAACUGCUAGCUAUCUCUACACAUUUCCAGGUAUGUUAAAAAACCCCCAGCAUUUUGGCUCUAUCCUCCCUGCCCAUCAAAGUAUAUAAUUAACACUGCCACCAGUUGUUAGAAGAGUAAAGUUCCUUGGAUUCGUGCAUAACAUCAUAUGAAACUGCUGUUCUGUAAAGUUUAUGAUCUGCUUGUUUUAGAAAAAAUCUUGGAGAAAGUUCUGAAGACCAUUGCUAGCAAUAUCGCAUUUGAACAUUUUGAAUUUUUUUGUCAAAAACUCCAGCUUAACAGUAUUGUAAUCAAAACAAUAGAAACUGACAGGUUAGUGAUACGUAAUUUUUUCUUUUCUUGGAACAGGUUCUGCUAAUUUCAUCCAUCUGGUUUUUAUGUUUUAUGUUUUGUAGCUUAAUUGAUACACCUCCCCGUUUAAGGGAGCAAUCCUAACCCCCAAUUCAUGCUCCUGGAAAGUGUUCGGUUUGGGUGGAAGACUGUACCCACUAAUGGUGCAGACUGCUUGGGAGUUAAGCAUGCUGCUGCCCCCCUCUGGGGUUUUUUGGGUGAGGGCAGAGCACGGCCACACAAGGAUUUUCUGGAACCUAAUCUGGCCCACUGACAAGUGAGGGGUCCAGUUUGGUCCCCUCUGCUGUAGCCAUCUUGAGCUGGCACAGCACACUCUCUGAAAACUCUUGACUGCCCACCUUUCACCCUGACCUGCAGGAGCCAGCAGGGUUGUGGAUGCCACCAUCAUCCCCAGGGCCACGUGACCCAAAGUUAGGAUUGCUGUGUGAAGGAGUUUAAGCAUCUUCUCUGUAUAUUUUUUCUAUUAGGACUCUUUUGUUGGAAGAAAAAGUUACUCAGGCAUUGAACCACUGGAAAACUGCAAAUCAAAACCUGUCUCCAGCAGCCAUGACAGACCAGUUGAUCAGAAUACUAACUAUGGCUGGCCUGUAUUACCUGACCAACAAAGUGAAAUCUUUAAAACUCUGUUCAAGACUGGUAAAGUUCUAAAGAGCAACUAAUAGUGGUAUUUUCAGUUCUGUUGCUUGGGCACAUAAGAUAAGCUGAAUAAAACUACCUUGUCAGGAGUCAGUAAUUUACUGUGUUCAAUGAAUUGCUAUUGCUGCUUUCAGUUAACUCUGAUUCCAACCAGGCUUUUAAAAUUAAUUUUCCUCUCAUGUUUUUCAUUACUUACACACACACACGAAACAACACAAACAACAAAUAAUGGGUAUCGGUCACCAAGCACAAAGCAAAAUCCAUUCAUGACAUGUAUACAGCAGAAAAUAAUAGCAGCAUGUUACGUUAAAUAACCAGGCUAAAAAGAUGUAGGAGUUACAAGAAGUCUAGGUUGCUCUGGGUGAAAGUUAAUAAAUAAACAUAAACUGAUCAGUACCGAAAGCAUAACAGCGUUGUGCUGAAGGAAGGUGAGGACAGGUGACCCCACCUAGGCCUGAAGGCCCCCCCCUAAAGCAGGCUCAAAGCUUCUCAAAGCUUUUCAAAAUCAUUUUCUCAGCAGCUAAGCAUCUGCUCCUUUGCUCUGCUGUUGCAAGGCAAAAUGUUAUUCUUUUAUCAGUACAAGAGAGCUUCAAAACGGCUAAUGAAUAGACUCUGUCAAUGCCAAGAAUACUCAGGCCUGAGAACUGACUUUUAUCUCACUCUAGUUGCAACAUCUUUGGACAUGCUGAACGCAAGGCUCGGCCACCCCCCUUGGCUUCUCACCCCCCUUUCCCAAGACAGGAGCUUUCUGUUCAUGCUCAGGAAACACAUCAUGGGCAGGACUCCUGGAAAAGGAGGAGAAAGGGGAGGGAACUGGAAGGGGAAUAUAUGCUCUGUGCAAAUGACUGUGAACCCGUGCUUGUUUGUGACUUAUCACACUUGCUCCUUCUACCAGUUCAUGGAUGGUAGAAAUAAAGCUUUUUCUCCGAAACUAUUCCUUGAGUGUCUGUUGACUCCCACUUCCCUUUCCCGGGUGCAAUAUUUUUCCCACCCGAGGGCAAAGCCUCAUAAGACUACAUUUCAAGUUUGUCAAAGUAAUGUAUGUGAAACGCAAGCUUUAUAAGUACAUGAAGAUCUUUUAAAAUUACUGGGUAAGGUUAUUUCUUUGCACCAGAGGCUGUAUCAGAAGAACAUCUUUGCCACUGUGCCUCUGAACUGUUCCCAUUAUUUUCUCCCAAACAUCCUAAGUCAUGUCAGGGGAACUGACCUGGUUCUUUACUGCAUAGAGUUUGACUCUUGCGUCUAGGAGCUCUAUAGA
Messenger RNA from Podarcis lilfordi (Lilford's wall lizard), 8166 nucleotides. NCBI's taxonomy places the organism in Eukaryota, Metazoa, Chordata, Lepidosauria, Squamata, Lacertidae. The record is from the annotation of a GenBank genome assembly.